Molecule: messenger RNA, 2373 nt
Organism: Trichomycterus rosablanca
Lineage: Eukaryota; Metazoa; Chordata; Actinopteri; Siluriformes; Trichomycteridae
Gene: klhdc7a
Product: kelch domain containing 7A
Exons: 2
Coding region: 1-2373 (790 amino acids)
Molecular function (GO): protein binding
Source: RefSeq, a predicted model, not a curated record
AUGUCUUUGGACUUGCAGUCAGAAAUGACAAUAGCAGACCUGCUGGGAGAACGCGUUGACAUGAAGCUCUUAGGCAAGUUGACUCUGUCCGUGGCCGCCGUCGUAUUCAUCUCCUGGGUUUUCCGAUUCUACAGCUCAAGGGCUCAAGCUCGAAAACGGGCCAACAACGGCAUUUCUUUGCUCAGCCCUGCUAACAAGGAAUCUAAUGGAGGAAGCUGGUCCAGGCAGUCUACGUUGGAUUCUGAGCCUGAAAGUCUGGAUGAAAGUAAUACCACACCUGACGGGGAUAAAUCUGAGGACCUUUUGAGCGCCACUGUGGUUAAUUAUGCAGAAAAGAAAGAGAAUUUGUGUGAACCGGUGGAUAUAGCUGAAACUAAGGACUUUCUGACAACUAUGGAGGAUAACUCAGCAGUAGUCGAAUGCACUACUGCAUAUGUUUGUGGUGAUGUUGUAAAAGAUUACAGAUCUACUAUGGAGGACUUUAUGGUCAGCGCAGUGACAAAUCCUGCUGAUGAGGUUCGUACCGUGGACAAUUUUUGUGGCAAAUCUAUGGACAAAGCCAACGUGAAUGUAAAUGAUUGCAAAACAGGACUGACUCUGUUGAUACCUACUUCUAGUGACAAUGGUACAGCAAGUCCAACCGGGCGUCGCUCACCGUGCCAGCUGAAAAUGCUCGAUAGCGGGGUUGAAAUCGGCCGAGAGCUAAGACAAGACUUGGACCAUCUAGGAAGCUUCUCCAGCUUCCAGUCAAAAGCAGAAAUCAAAGUGGAGGAUGCUGACUUGGUCAUAGAAGGGCCAGGUAAUCGAAGUACUGGAGUUCGUGGAAGGAUUUAUGAUUAUUACGUCGAGACGACCUCACGUUCGGUCUUGGACAUAAGCCCUACUCUUUCGAGUCCUCGUCCAGUUUUUGGAACAUAUGAUUACAGUCCUUCAACGCCGGAUCCACCCCGAACGCCAAGCCCCCGGCCUUCCUGUUUGAUUAUAAGAGAUCUGGACUCAACGCUGGAGUCAGACAGGUCGCCUCGGUCUCCUGUCAAGUCGGUCGGAUUCAGACCCUGCCUUAUUCGCAAGGACAGCUAUCUUGCUGCCGCUGAAGACUCUGAACUACAACUGCCUUCGUCUUCUCCUGCGACUUCACCUCGGAGUCGCUCGCCUGCGUUUCCAAAUGAGGUGCCACCGAGCUAUGAGUCAUAUAAGCAAAUACAAGAGCCACAGGUAGAAACGGUUGCUAGGGCCAAGUUUCUACACUUCCCUGUGGACAGCAUAGUGAGUUCAGAACUGGAGAGUAUAACCAGCAAGCUUGAUUUGGGCAACUGCCUGGAGGCGUUGAUGCUGGCCAAGAAACAUGAACACGGUUCCCUUGAGCAGGCUGCUCUCAAAGUUAUGUCUGACAAUUACCUUCAGGUCCUUCGAGACCCGGGUCUGUAUGGCCGACUGAAAGCGGGUGAGCGAGAGCAAAUCCAGAGACUUCGCAGAAAGGGGCGAAGAUGCCUAAUGGUGGCAGAUAUGGAGUCAUCGGAGUGGAGCAGAUGUCAGACACAGUCUUCAGCUCUAAGACCAUCAAAUGGACUCUACUACUAUGAUGAUUAUAAAGAUUCAUGGCACCUACAGAGUCAAAUUCCUCCAGAGGUAUUUUCUAACGGCUGUGCCAUAUGCACCAUGGACAACUACCUGUUCGUUGCUGUAGGCUUCCAACGCACAGUGCCUUCGAAAAAGGUUUUUUGCUACAAUCCUAUGACUUCCAUCUGGAGUGAAAUCUGCCCGAUGAACGACGCCAGGCCUCACUGUAAGCUUGUAGCCCUGCAGGAUCAUGUCUACGCCAUUGGAGGGGAGUGUCUUUCAACAGUGGAGCGCUAUGACCCCAGGACUAAUAGAUGGACCUAUGUGGCCCCGCUUCCAAACGACACAUUUGCUGUUGCGCAUCGGGCCACAGCUUGUAACGGGGAGCUGUUUGUGUCAGGCGGUACGCUCAAAUACACACUCCUGCGUUACAACCCCAAGACUGAUCAAUGGAGAAGAAACUUGUUAUUGGGAACACGAGAAAGAACCGCAGAAAUGGUUUCAGAAAGGAGCUUUCUUUACAGGUUUGAUGUGAGUCCCUUAGGAAUAAGUGUGUAUCGUUACCAUGUCGUGGCCAAGCUCUGGUACCAAUGUUGUUCCAAGCAAAUGCCCAACUGCCCCGCUUUUAAGUGUGUUGCCACAGACGGCAUGAUCUACUGCGUAAGUCGGCAGUUCACCAUGAGAUUCUUAGCUGACGACGUAUCUCCUGGCUUUGUCGCAGAGGACUUAGAAGUUCUCUCUGCCGCUAAGGGCAUUUUGUUUCCUUUUGUCCUUGCUCUGCCUGAUAAAAGCAGCCCGCAAACCAGCGUCUGA